Messenger RNA from Callorhinchus milii (elephant shark), 3162 nucleotides. RefSeq names its product frizzled-7-A. The record is from RefSeq and is a predicted model, not a curated record. The transcript has a single exon. Lineage: Eukaryota; Metazoa; Chordata; Chondrichthyes; Chimaeriformes; Callorhinchidae. The annotation marks the transcript as partial. Gene Ontology annotation, biological process: canonical Wnt signaling pathway; non-canonical Wnt signaling pathway. Gene Ontology annotation, cellular component: plasma membrane. Gene Ontology annotation, molecular function: Wnt receptor activity; Wnt-protein binding.
AAGAAGAGGGAUAGAAAGAGAGAGAGAGAAGAAAAAGAGAGAGAGAGAGAGAGGAAAGAACAGAUCUGCACGGAAAACGGGAGAGCAAAGUUGAUCGCUCGGGUCCGGGGCUCCGCCGGGGACGGCGGGAGGAGAGCGGCGAUGGGUCGGGCGGAGCGGCUGCUGGUGUCCGGGUUGGUGCUCGCACUGACCGGCGGCGCCGCGGGGCAGUACCGGGGCGAGAAGGGCAUCUCGGUGCCCGACCACGGCUUCUGCCAACCCAUCUCCAUCCCCCUGUGCACCGACAUCGCCUACAACCAGACCAUCCUCCCCAACCUCCUGGGCCACACCAACCAGGAGGACGCGGGGUUGGAGGUCCACCAGUUCUACCCUCUGGUCAAGGUCCAGUGCUCCCCGGACCUCCGCUUCUUCCUGUGCUCCAUGUACGCCCCGGUGUGCACGGUGCUGGAACAGGCCAUCCCGCCCUGCAGGUCCCUGUGUGAGAGGGCGAGACAGGGCUGCGAGGCUCUGAUGAACAAGUUUGGCUUCCAGUGGCCGGAGCGGCUUCGCUGCGAGAACUUCCCGGUCCACGGCGCUGGCGAGAUCUGCGUGGGGCAGAACAACUCGGACCUGGGCAGCCCCACCGCUGCCCACCCCACCCCUGCGGGGGACCCGGAGCCGGUGACCCGAGGGCGCCCCACCCAGGCGUUCCGGUGCCCUCGCCAGCUGCGGGUGCCGUCCUACCUCAACUACCAUUUCUUGGGCGAGAAGAACUGCGGGGCGCCCUGCGAGCACACCAAGCCCAACGGCCUCAUGUACUUUGGCCAAGAGGAGCUGACCUUUGCCAGGCUCUGGGUUGGCAUGUGGGCCUUCCUGUGCUGCAUCUCCACCUUCUUCACGGUGCUGACCUACCUGGUGGACAUGAAGCGUUUCAGGUACCCGGAGAGGCCCAUUGUGUUCCUGUCUGGCUGUUACCUCAUGGUGUCCCUGGCCUACGUAGCCGGCUUCUUCCUGCAGGACCAGGCGGUGUGCGUGGAACGUUUUGCGGAGGACGGGUACAAGACGGUGGCGCAGGGCACCAAGAAGGAGGGCUGCACCAUCUUGUUCAUGGUCCUCUACUUCUUCGGCAUGGCCAGCUCCAUCUGGUGGGUGGUCCUCUCCCUGACCUGGUUCCUCUCGGCCGGCAUGAAAUGGGGCCACGAGGCCAUCGAGGCCAAUGCUCAGUAUUUCCACCUGGCGGCCUGGGCGGUGCCCGCCGUCAAGACCAUUACCAUCUUGGCCAUGGGGCAGGUAGACGGGGAUGUGCUGAGCGGAGUCUGCUUCGUGGGCAUCAGCAGCGUGGACUCACUUCGGGGCUUCGUGCUGGCCCCGCUCUUCGUCUACCUCUUCAUCGGGACCUCCUUCCUCCUGGCUGGCUUCGUCUCGCUCUUCAGGAUCAGGACAAUCAUGAAGCUGGACGGCACCAAGACGGAGAAGCUAGAGAAGCUGAUGGUGAGGAUCGGGAUCUUCAGUGUGCUCUACACCGUGCCGGCCACCAUCGUCAUCGCCUGCUACUUCUAUGAGCAAGCCUUCAGGGACCAGUGGCAAACCACCUGGCUCAGGCGCACUUGCAAAUCUUACGCCGUGCCCUGCCCGGCCAACCUAAACCUUGCACCCAUGACGCCGGACUUCACCGUCUUCAUGAUUAAGUACCUGAUGACCAUGAUCGUGGGCAUCACCUCCAGCUUCUGGAUCUGGUCGGGAAAGACGCUGCAUUCCUGGCGGAAAUUUUACACAAAAAUUUUCAGCGGCAAGCAGGGUGAAACGACCGUGUGAUUCUUAUAAUUGCCAUGUGUGCGUGCGAUGCGUGUUUUUGUGGGUUGCUUGUGUGAUUUUAUAGGGAAAAANUGCAGUGUUACCUCCUCCCUACUCCCCCUCCAAGGGGUUGAACUUUUUACAUCACCUAAUUGAUGUCUGGAGACACCUAGUCCUCUGGUCCUUUCUUGCCCGUGCGGUUCUGCCAUUGGAGAUCUGUCAACAUUGGGGUGGUAUUUGCAACUUUCUUUUUUAGUCGAGACGUCUUAAUAAUAAUAAUAAUCAACCUUGCAUUUGAUAUAGCGCCUUAUCACAUCUUGAGAGAGAAAGCCACGGGGAUGGGCUUGUCUGUGUGUUGGCUGCCAGUUUGUAUGUGGUAUUUCCAGACACUGCUGGUCUAGGAACAGGAGUAGGCCAAUCAGCCCCUCAAGCCUGUUCUACCAUCCUAUAAGAUGAUGGCUGGUCUGUACCUCAACUCCAAUCACCCAUCCUUGCCCCGUAUCCCUUGAUACCCUGACCUAACAAAUGUCUAUCCACCCCAGUCUUGAAAAAUUAAGUAGACUUUGCUUUCUGACCGAUGCUUUGUUAUGUGAGGGAAUGAAGUUGGUUCAGCACCAAACUGUACAGGAAGGGGGGGGGGGGGGGUGUUAGUCGGAUAUCUGACACAAGCUGAAACCCAUCGCCAUGCUUAAGAGUAUCCAAACCAAACAGAGUUCCAUGCAUCCCACCUAUACAUGGAAAUUCCAAACAAGACUGACCAACGGUUAACCCAAGAUUUAACUACUGGCCAACUGACUAUCCUGUUCCAUGUUACACCCCUGUCCCCUGCUCUCCCCCACAUGCACCUCAUUUACCUGAUCUGAGAGGAGAAAUUAAAUUUCAACCUUAAGAAUUGAAUAGAAGUUAAACUCUUGCCUUAUAAUUGUAUUUCUAAAAAAAACAGUUCUGUCCCUUGGGCAUGAGAUAAGGAGUCCUAUCCCAGCUCAGUAUGAUAUUGCCUAAACUCCCUCAACCCCUGAAACUAUCUUCCUCAAGCCCUCCGUUUCCCCCCACCCAUCUGUAUUCAAAUCCUACCUCUUCGACUGUGCCUAUGGUCACCUCCCCCCACCCCCCCGGCACCGCCUUGCCACUCUAAAACGCUCCAAGACAUUACUCUGUGUGAAAGUCGCUGUAUAAAUGUAAGCUGUUGUUGUUUAAAGAGAGCUCCUCAGCCAUAUGGUCAGACCCUGCCUUUCAAUGAUCAGCAAUUGCUCUCAAACAGUUUUAAACUCUGUAGUGUGACCUGUGUGCAGGGAUCACUAUGCAGUCUCAGCCCUUUUAAACACGAGUGUCUGGUGGAUCUCUGGAAUGCACACACUCUCGCUGGACGGAGGCAUCCUUCUUACCUAA